Planococcus citri (citrus mealybug) is the source of this 1432-nucleotide messenger RNA. It is a transcript of the gene mRpS2, whose product is annotated as mitochondrial ribosomal protein S2. Gene Ontology annotation, molecular function: structural constituent of ribosome. The coding region runs from base 551 to 1354 and encodes 267 amino acids. Gene Ontology annotation, biological process: translation. The transcript is spliced from 3 exons. The record is from RefSeq and is a predicted model, not a curated record. Gene Ontology annotation, cellular component: mitochondrial small ribosomal subunit; ribosome. Lineage: Eukaryota; Metazoa; Arthropoda; Insecta; Hemiptera; Pseudococcidae.
ACGUUUUCUUCAAUAAAUUAAUUCACAUUUGAACGCAAACGCAAACAAUUAUCAUCAACAAUCAAUUCAAUUUCAGUGUGCAUGGUGUACACCAUCUACUCCUCCUCCAGAGCUGGAGUAGAUGGUGUAUGCACCAACUACACCAAUGCAUUACACCAGAGUACACCCGAUUGAAUAGAACACAAACUUGCCUGCACUAGUGUAAAAAAAAAAUGAACAAAAAUCCUACACUUUCUACACCAGUGUACACUAGUGCAGUAAAUUUGUGCGAAAAGAACAAAGCUUCUGACUCCACAGUUCACACCCCACCCCACCUACCCUAAACCUAAAAUCAUCUUUGAAAUUUUUUGUAAUCAAUCAAAUCUGUCUCACACUUUUUUUGAUAAUUUUUUUUCAAAUAAAAUCAAUAUUUUGUAUCAUUUGUGCUUUAUGUUCACAUUUUUCAUUGAAAAUUUAAUUCGAAACGGUGACUGAGUGACUGCAUUUCAUUUAAAUCAUUCUCACCACUACUUACCUGAAGUUCGAUUACACAUUCUGAUCAACAUUCAACAUGCACUGUAAAGUGCUAAACGAUAUCAACAAAAUUCAUUCGAUGUUUGAUCGAAGUUUGAUCCGGAAGAUUUUUCACCAAAGAAGUUACAAAACGUCUGCCGUUAAAUCUCUUUCAGCAUUGCCUGCUACGGAAGUCCAGCCCGCAACAAAUGUCGACAGUAACUCUGAACGGAAAUUCGUAAAUCCAUUGAGAUUCCCUGAUUAUUUCGAGGUGCAAAAUCUAUUCACCGUUAAAGACUUAUUUGAUGCGAGAGUACAUUUAGGUCAUAAAGUGGGUUCUCUAAAUGAGAAAAUGAGCCCUUACAUUUUUGGAUCACGUUUCGAUCACAUUAUAUUUGAUUUAGAGCAAACUGCCAUUCAUUUAAGAAAUGCAUUGAAUGUCACAGCGCACAUAGCUUACAGAGGUGGGAUAAUUUUAUUCGCCGGUCAUUAUCCUCAACAUUGUCAACUGAUAGAGCAAACUGCUAUUGAAUGUAAAGAAUAUGCAAUGACAAGAUAUUGGAGAAGAGGUCUAUUUACAAACUCAACGCAACUGUUUAAAGGCACCAUUCGAUUACCGGAUUUAGUCAUUAUGUUGAAUACUCUUAAUAAUGUUUUAAAUCAGCAUGAAUUAGUAAGAGAAGCUGCUAAAUCGAAUAUACCGUCAAUAGCUGUAGUGGAUAGUAACUGCGACCCUACAAUUGUGACAUACCCUGUUCCCGGAAAUGAUGAUACACCAUCCGCAAUACAGUUGUACCUAAGUUUAUUUAAACAGGCGAUUUUAAAAGGUAAAGAAAUUCGUCAAAAAGAAUUUGAAAAUUAAAAUUUGUUGUCUCCAGAAGUUCGAUUGAAUAUUAUGAAGUAUAUUUUUUUGUUUCAAUUAAACGCGUUUGUAAUUCUU